AUGUCCCUCUUUCUGCGUGCCUCUAGACUCCGGGCACCGGCCCUCGCCCGCUCUAUGGGCUCCUACGCCACAUUCAAAACCCCUACUGUCAACAACGAGCCUAACAAGACAUACGCCCCCGGCACCCCCGACAGAAAGUCGCUCCAGGACGCUCUGGCCAAGUACAAGCAGAACGGUCCUUUGAAUGUCCCUCUCGUCAUCGCUGGCCAGACAAUCAAGUCCUCGUCUCCUCUCACUCAGUCCAACCCCUCCACACACGCUCCCCUCGCCUCCUACUCCAAUGCCACUUCCGAACAAGUCCAAAAAGCCGUUGACUCUGCUCUGGCGGCCCGCGAAUCAUGGGCCUCUACCUCGUUCGCAGACCGCGCCAGUAUCUUCCUCAAGGCCGCCGACCUUAUCGCCCACAAGUACCGCUAUGAUGUCAUGGCCUUAACCAUGCAUGGUCAGGGAAAGAACGCCUUCCAGGCUGAGAUUGACGCUGCUGCGGAGCUCUGCGACUUCUUACGCUUUGGCGUCAAGUACGCUGAGGAGCUCUACGCCCAGCAGCCUGUUCACAAUGCCCCUGGUGUGUGGAACCGUGUGGAAUACCGUCCCCUCGAAGGCUUCGUCUAUGCUGUCAGCCCCUUCAACUUCACUGCUAUUGGUGGUAACCUGGCUGCUGCCCCUGCUCUAAUGGGUAACGUGGUUAUCUGGAAGCCGUCCCCCUCUGCUAUCGCUUCCAACCACCUCGUCCACGAGAUCUUAGUCGAGGCCGGUCUCCCCCGCGACGUCAUCCAGUUCGUCCCUGGUGAGGCCGAGGAGGUCACUGACGUCGUGCUGAACCACCGCGAGUUCGCUGCUCUGCACUUCACCGGUAGCACAUCUGUCUUCCGCAGCCUGUACGGCCAAAUCGCCCAGGGUGUCGCCCAGGGCAAGUACCGCAGCUACCCCCGCAUUGUCGGUGAGACUGGUGGUAAGAACUUCCACCUCGUGCACAAGACUGCCGACAUCCGCAACGCCGCCGUCCAGACCGUCCGCGGUGCUUUCGAAUUCCAGGGCCAGAAGUGCAGCGCCACCUCGCGCGCCUACAUCCCCGCCUCGCGCGCCGACGAGUUCCUCUCCCAGCUCGCUGCUGAGACCAACGCCCUCAAGCAGGGUGAGCCCUCCGACUUUACCAACUUCUGCGGCCCCGUCAUCCACGAGGCUUCGUUCAACAAGCUUGCCGGCGUCAUCGACGAGGCUAAUAAAGACCCCGAGCUCGAGCUCCUCGCCGGCGGCUCCUACGACUCGUCCAAGGGCUGGUACAUCAAGCCCACCGUCUACCGCACCACCAACCCCGACCAUCCCCUCCUCUCGCGGGAACUCUUCGGCCCUGUCCUGGUCGUCUACGCCUACCCGGACGCCACUGAAGAGGACUUCUCGCGCAUCUGCCAGAAGAUCGACACCACUGGUGAAUACGGUCUGACGGGUUCCGUCUUCGCGCAGGACCGCGACGUCAUCGUCCGCGCCAGCGACGCCCUCCGCAACACUGCCGGUAACUUCUACAUCAAUUGCAAGAGCACCGGUGCCGUUGUCGGCCAGCAGCCGUUCGGUGGUGCCCGUGCCAGUGGUACGAACGACAAGGCUGGCAGCGCCAACUUGCUGUCGCGGUUUGUGUCGCUGAGAUCUGUCAAGGAGGAGUUUGUGCCGACGUACUCGGUUGGAUACCCCAGCAAUGCUUAG
Molecule: messenger RNA, 1701 nt
Organism: Aspergillus chevalieri
Lineage: Eukaryota; Fungi; Ascomycota; Eurotiomycetes; Eurotiales; Aspergillaceae
Gene: prnC
Product: delta-1-pyrroline-5-carboxylate dehydrogenase prnC
Exons: 1
Coding region: 1-1701 (566 amino acids)
Cellular component (GO): mitochondrial matrix
Molecular function (GO): L-glutamate gamma-semialdehyde dehydrogenase (NAD+) activity
Source: RefSeq, a predicted model, not a curated record